This is a messenger RNA of Penaeus chinensis, 1247 nucleotides long. RefSeq lists its product as uncharacterized. The transcript has 6 exons. The record is from RefSeq and is a predicted model, not a curated record. NCBI's taxonomy places the organism in Eukaryota, Metazoa, Arthropoda, Malacostraca, Decapoda, Penaeidae. The coding region runs from base 1 to 930 and encodes 309 amino acids.
AUGGCGUCGCGUCCUCCGUCCUCACAAGAAGUGCGGGAGUUCCCACGCGCGAACUCCCACGCAGUUCCACCUCGCCAAUUCCGGAUUAAUGGCUCGAACGUCCUGCGGAAAUGGUGGAGAUUUUGCGAACAGAGUAGACGACUUCCUUAUGAAUCGGAUCAAAGGCCAGAAAAGAAUGUGAUGGUAUCUCGAAGCAAUGAAGAGCUUAUCAAAAGCACAAAGAGGAAAGUUACUGCGGAGAGUCUCGGGGGAAAUGUGGAAAAGCAGAACAGGAUAUAUAACGGAAAUUUUGGAGGAGCCCCUCCUGUCCGGCCCUUGACAGCAUAUGGAUGUCCACGAGCAACUAAACUAGCUAAAGCCUCCCGCGAGAUCACGGCAGAACACACGCCAGUCACCCCUGAGACACGACGGAGGCGGGAUGUGCAGUUCUCUCCUCUGAUGGAGCUGGUGCCUCUGGACGUGCUGUGGUGCCAGUGCCAGGGCAACGCCAGCGCCACGCCGCACCUGCACCAGAUCCACAACAAGGUGGCGCAGAUGCACGCGGACGCCGCCCACCACGCCCUCUGCUACGUCGGCGUGGUCCUCGCCCUGUACCUGCUCGGCCUCGCCAUCAUCAUCCGCCGCUCGGGGCGCUCCGAGCGGCAGACGGCGGCGUCGGCGGUCUCGUCGUGCUUCUGCGGGGCCUUCUCCUCAAUCGUCCGCUUCGCGUCCUCCGUCGGGAGGCAAAGGGCGCGGCCGGACCUUCAGCAACAACAGCAGCAGCAUGUGAAGACCACGAUAUCUCUGCCGCCGGAGCCCCUUCAACAGAUGCCAGGGGCGCCGCCCCCCGGCAUCCUCAGGCCAACUAAGCCUCCGUCGUUGCAGGUGCACCUCCUGGUUCCCGACGACGACGACGAGAUGGAGAUCUCCAUGAUCACCUCCGUGGCCUAGGGAGUGCGGGGGGGGGGGGGGGGGGGGUCGCGCGCUUUGGACUGCGCUCCGCUGUUCGUGAUGUAGUUGGUAGAGAGAACUUUGGUAGCGAGCACGUAGACACUGAAUUACACCGUCCUUCGCUAACUUCUUGGUGUCAGAUUUGACGUGGAAUGAAAAAAUGGUUCAAUAAUUGAUAAUUAUGUGGCCAAUGUAAGUGGAGAAUCAAGAAUAUUGAAAUGUACAUAAUGAAAGGAUUCUGAAAUAAACAAGAAAUUAGUAUUUUAUGGUAAAAUUAUUUGGAAUUUCAUAGAGUAAAAUAAAGAUUGUUAAAAAUG